Messenger RNA from Colletotrichum orchidophilum, 933 nucleotides. RefSeq names its product versatile peroxidase VPL1. Bases 1 to 933 code for a protein of 310 amino acids. Gene Ontology annotation, biological process: cellular response to oxidative stress; response to reactive oxygen species; hydrogen peroxide catabolic process. Gene Ontology annotation, molecular function: heme binding; peroxidase activity. The transcript is spliced from 4 exons. Lineage: Eukaryota; Fungi; Ascomycota; Sordariomycetes; Glomerellales; Glomerellaceae. The record is from RefSeq and is a predicted model, not a curated record.
AUGCACACUUCAGGCCUCCUUCUGGCUGGCCUCUUGGCAUUUGCUAACGCUGCGGUUCUUCCUCACGCUGAAGAUGCCUCCUCUGCCGCCAUUGUCGCCAAAGACCUCGAUGCCCGCGGCGGAGCCAAAUGCCCGGCCGUGUGGAAGCAGGUCAACACUGAGCUCAACUCGCUCUUCAUGGCAGGAAACCAGUGCAACGACCUCGCGCGCGCGUCUAUUCGUGCCAUCUUCCAUGACUGCGGCUCCUGGGACACCUCCCAGGGGCUCAAGGGCGGCUGCGACGGCUCGCUGAUUAUCGGUGUCAAUCCUGAUGUCGAGCUCAACAGGAGCGAGAAUAGGGGACUGCAAAAGGUUGCCGGUGUCUUGCAGGAUCUUGCGACCAAGUACAACACCACUGUUGCGGAUAUGAUUGUCUUUGCUGGAAACGCUGCGAUCUUCCUCUGCCCUGGUGGACCCAAGGUUAAGACCUUUAUCGGGCGCGUAGACAGCACCACUUCCGCCACAGCAGGUGGCUUGCCUGACGUCUUCGCCUCCGCCGAUGUCCUCGUGACACUUUUCCAGAAGAAGGGGCUCGAUGCCGAAGCUCUUGCCGCUCUUCUUGGCGCUCACAGCACCUCAACGCAGAACUUUGUCGAUACAACGAAGGCCAACGCGUCCCAGGACUCAACGCCUGGAAAGUGGGAUGUCAGCUACUAUAAGGAGACGUACGACUUUGCGACCAAGGGCACGUCCGCGUCGGGCGUCUUUGUGUUCCCUUCAGACUCCAAGAUUUCCACUUCUACCUCCGGAGAUAUUGGCAAGAAGUUCCAAGGUUUCAUCGGACACCAGAACAAGUGGAGCAGCAGCUUCACCAACGCCAUGGAAAAGAUGGCACUGUUUGGCAACGAUAAGAACAAUUUGGUCGAUUGCACUGAUAGCAUCACCCGGCUCUGA